AUGGAUGACACUUCGGGGGAACACGUAAAUGACGAAGCUCCAGACGAUUCGUUAACUUUGGGACAAUUAAAAAAAAUAGUAAAACAAUUACCAAAUAAGCAAAAGUAUUUGUUGGAAACUUUGGAAUUAAAAGAUCCUGAAAAAAGAUUUUUGUCUGCAAAAAAGUUAUUGUAUAUUGCUCAAGGGGACGAUUCAUUUGGAACUGAGCUUGCUGAACUUAAUCCGCCAAUGGCUGUAUUCCUGUUUGAGAUAGUUGCUUCAUUACGAGAGAAAGAAAAGAACGCCAAAGGCUAUCCUGUUAAAAAGUCCACACCGGUGGAUUAUUACACAUUCCAAAAUGAGGCAACGCAAAAAUAUCCAACAUAUGUUCCACCUCCUUGUCCAUUUAUUCCAACUUACCCCAUUGCUGCAAGUCUAUUUCCGAGUGCAAAUAACCAUAUUAAUGGAAAUGAGUCUUCAGGACAAAAUACAUCAUCUGUUAAUUGCAAUGGAAAUAGCAGCCAAGCUCCAAAAUCAAGAAAACAACAAUUUCAAACAAAUCAGCGGCAACCAUUUAUUUUUCCAUUUUCAAAAUCUACUCCUAGCGUACCAAAAUCUAUACAGGAGGCUGGUACUUUUCAAUGCUGGAAGGAAAGAAUUGAAAUGAAAAAGCUACCUACUGUAGAUAUAAUCAACAACAUAUAUAUCAAUGAAAAUGUGAAAAAUCAAAUUGCUAAUAAUCACGAUGAAUCUCAAAUCAAGAUAACGAAAACAGACAAAGAGAAGAUCGAGCGGAUUGAAAUUCUUUAUAAUUCUGAUAACGAUAAAGGCGGAGCUUCUGCCAAUAAUGAUCAUAUUUUUGAAAAUGCUAUUAAUUAUUCAACCUCGAAUGGCAACACAAUUGAAGAAAUAGACAUCAUGCGACAUCGUGAAAUUACGUCAAAGGCGGUUUUUUUUCAAUACUGCAUGAGCAUCAACAAUGAUGCAAAUGAAAUCAAACAAGCGGAUAAUAAUAUGAUCAUUGAUAAUCAACAAGAAUAUUCGCAAGCAUCAUACAAUAUACAGUCUGAUCAAUCCAAUGACCCACAAUCUAAUACAAGUAAUGAAACUGACAUUGAUUCAGAUUAUUAUAUUGCAGAAAUUGACCAAAAGGAAGACCCACCGAAUUUUAUUAUUGGUACAAUACAAAUCAUCGGUAAUAUGAAAGUUAUUACUUCGAUAUAUUUGAGUUGUCGCCCAGAUCUUAGGGAUGAAUGGAUUUCGUCGACUGAUGUGGAUGCCGAGAUGGAUGACGCUUUGGCAAAGCUGAUUCCUAUAUAUUGGCAGCCUCAAGAACAAAACCUUCGAACAUUGAUUAAAUUUUAUAAUGAAAGAAAUUAUUUUCCUCAAUGCGAUCAACAGGACGGCAUGUACUAUGAUAAUAGCAACAGAAACCUUCCUGAUAUAUUCCCUCCAUACCAUACAAAAUCUCUCAACCAUGUUAAUUUUGCCUAUAUUCAUGAUGAUAUCAUGUUAGACGAUUCAUUCCUAGAAAAUUGGGAACAAUGGCUUCAAGAAGAAGUGUAUAGUUUCUCUGUAAUGAAACCUCACCUAAAAAAUAUAGACGAAUAUUAUGAUGAUGACUUUGCCACUGCUAUUCCGAAUGGAGAUGGGUCAGAAUGGGAUAUGCCGCCAACAUCGCCGGUCGAUGGUAAAGAUCCAUUCUCUUCAAUCGAAUGGAAAAACAUUUCAUCUUAUGAACUUAAAGCCUUCGAACACAGAAUAAACAGUAGUGGAUUUAAAUUUUUUGAUUUCGAUGACAUGGAAACCAAUAAUAAUGUUUCUGCAACAGAUGCAGAUGAUAAAGCUACUGAGACAACCUAUUGCUGGCCUGAUGAAAUGUUAGGCCCUUUGGCAUCAAGUGAAGUUACCAUAUAUCAACCUACACCGUAUCACAGUGAAGAUGAGGAUUAA
Molecule: messenger RNA, 1932 nt
Organism: Racocetra fulgida
Lineage: Eukaryota; Fungi; Glomeromycota; Glomeromycetes; Diversisporales; Gigasporaceae
Source: the annotation of a GenBank genome assembly